CCAGGCACACACGCUCCUGUGCUUGCCGCUCCGCCGGAGCCACGCGGGUUCCUUCCCCUCAACAGGGCUGACCUCCGAGUCGCUGUUCUCACUGGGAGCCCGACCGCCACUCCCCAGAUUCAAGCCCGUGUGUCUGGGUAGCCCGAGUUGAUCCUGGAGGAGCAAGGGCUGCGCAGGUACAAACCCAAAACAUGAACACCGAUAUAUAUUACCAAUGUUCAAAGCUGAUUUGGCUAGAACUGGAAUACAGUUGCCUACAACACGUUCUAGAAGAAUUAGAAAACUCAAAGUAAUGGAUAACAGAAAAGAGCCUCCAUUCUUCAAUGAAGAUAACCUGGGUUCAUUUUACUACAAAAUUCCUUUCUAUGAUACCAUGGAGCUCCUCAUUGAAACAUUGACUGGAACAUGUUUUGAGCUGAGAGUUUCACCCUUUGAAGCUGUUAUUUCUGUGAAAGCAAAAAUUCAGAGAUUGGAAGGUAUUCCCAUCUGUCAGCAGCACUUAAUUUGGAAUAACAUGGAACUUGAAGAUGAUAAUUGCUUGAAUGAUUACAACAUUUCAGAAGGUUGCACCUUGAAGCUAGUACUGGCUAUGCGUGGCGGACCUAUAAAUACUAGAAAAGUUCCUAUGGAAGACCCGCUUAGAGAGAUGGCUGAGUUCAUGGAUCACAGUCGAGAUGAGGGUUGGGAGAAGACCUGCAACAAACAAGUGACCUUUCUGGUGUACCGAGAAGGAGAUCAGUUGAAUUUCUUUCGUGUAGUAGAUAGGGGAGAUGGCACUUUAACACCAUUAUCUGAAUCUUUAAGUGGUGGUUCUGUGUAUAAUUUGUAUACCGAUGAGGAUGAAGAAAUUGAGCCUUCUCCUUCUGGGCAACAGAUAAUUGAAAAUUCCAUAACUAUGAAUAAGAUGAAGCUGCUGAAGGCUAAGAUGGAAAACAUGAAUCUCAGCAAAAAGCCUAAGAAAGCUAUCAAGAUAAAACCUCGCCCACCUAUAGCUCCUCGACCUUCUAGUAGUUCUACAGCAGCAGCUCGCCACAGGUUGUUAAGGGUCCUCCCUCACAUUGGGCAAUCUUGUUCGCCAUCUCCUGGGAAUCCCUAUCUACCUGAAACAUCCAAGAACGCAAUUUCAAGUUUGGCAACUCAGCAUCCUGCUGAUAGACCCAUAUCGUCUAUCACUAGUGAAUUUCUUAAGGAAGAUGAUAACUGGGAGAGUAACAUAUUGUCUCAUUCCAACAGUAGCAUCAAACUAACACCUCAGAUACCUCAAGUGGAGUUUGAAAAUGACAAAGAGCUCACUGAUUCUAUUCUCCAUCUUGGCUCUUCCAUGCCUCGACGCACAAAACACUUCUCAGGAAAUCUGCCAUCUAAUAAUGAGGAUGACACUGUCUUAUUUCCAACUUCAGAAGAAUGUGUAACUGAAGAAUCCCUUCUACCAGAAGUGAGUUCGUUCGCUUCACUCAUGGAAGGAAAUGCCGACGAACAGAACAGUGGCUUAGAAGGUAUACGGAAGGUAAAUCCAGACUUCUUACUUCCUCAUGGUGAUAAAGGCUUGAAAGCAACAGAGCAGCACCUUAAACAUGUUGCAAGAAUGUUAAGUGGUGAGUCAGGAGAGGCUUCAGUUCUUAGCCACCGCGAUUUAAGUCCUCACAAGAAUACACUUCUGUCACCUCUUCGCUGUUCUGCACCAGGGUCACUACAUAAUUCUCUAGUGAAACCACAGAGACAGUCCAAAUGUUUUGAGUCUGGGAACCUUCAGUCUUCUUCACAAAAUGUGCUUCGGCCAUUGGAUGUUCGAAACAUAACUGAUUCUUCUUUCUCUAGGACUACUCGCUUUCGAGGUGUAAAAGUUGAUUCACCUGGGAAAAGAUCUGAUGUUAUUUCUAAAGUUGAGGCUCGGGAUAUCACAGAAAUGGCUAAUAAGGCUUCUAAAGAGCCUGUUGGUUGUGUAAAUAAUAUUGGUUUUCUUGCUUCACUGGCCCGGAGCACAAGCAGAGACAGUUUACAGAGCACACGUGGGGCAAGCUGGCUUUGGUCCUCUGGAAUAGGGCUCUCUAUGAACCUCCACCAUUUUCAGGAAGAAAGCCUUAGGAAGAGUUCUCCCCAAUUAGAACCUACAGAAUUUUUUUCAUCUGGCCGUGGCACUGGAGCGAAUGGAAAUAAUGCAGCAGCAGGGAAAAGAAUAGGAGAAUGUACUCCUCACCUCCCACCUGUGAAAGUCCCUAUUCAAACAAAGAAGAAAACAACAAAGCAUUGUUUUCUUUGUGGAAAGAAAACAGGACUCGCUACUAGCUACGAAUGCAGAUGUGGAAACAACUUCUGUGCUUCUCAUCGCUAUGCAGAAACUCACAGCUGCACCUAUGAUUACAAGAGUGCAGGGAGGAGAUACUUGCAGGAAGCAAACCCUGUGGUUAAUGCACCAAAACUUCCAAAAAUCUAAGUCUUCCUCUGCACCUUGCUGUUCUGCCCGAGGAAUCGUAUUAUAAUGACAGAAGAAAUAUUGUUUAGACUGCAUUAUUUUUGUUCGACUCCAAAAGAUUUGCCAAAUAACAAAAACAUACAGUGUAUACUAUCGGAGAAUGAGCAUGCUACUGUCUUUGACAUCUUUACUCUUUGUUGAAUCAAAAUUUCAAAAGUAGUUUCAGAAAUUUUAUACUAUAAUAAUUUAGGUUUGUUAUCACAUAUCCCAUUU
Tupaia belangeri chinensis (Chinese tree shrew) is the source of this 2686-nucleotide messenger RNA. It is a transcript of the gene ZFAND4, whose product is annotated as zinc finger AN1-type containing 4. Gene Ontology annotation, molecular function: protein binding; zinc ion binding. The coding region runs from base 215 to 2434 and encodes 739 amino acids. The transcript has 10 exons. NCBI's taxonomy places the organism in Eukaryota, Metazoa, Chordata, Mammalia, Scandentia, Tupaiidae. The record is from RefSeq and is a predicted model, not a curated record.